CUGUCAGACGAUGACGUCACCCUGUGUUAGACGGACAGCUGAAAGGCAGAGACUUCUUGUUGACGUUUUGCUUUGCUCGCGUUUGUUUGGAUUAUUUUUUUUUUUGGGGGACGUUUCACCAGCAUUCUCAGCAGAUCCAGAAGCUCGUACCGUCACGCCUCAGUUCGGGGAUCCUGCAAAGAUGAAAUGGAUGUUUAAAGAGGACCAUUCCCUCGAGCACCGAUGUGUGGAGUCAGCCAAAAUACGCAACAAAUACCCGGACAGAGUACCGGUGAUCGUGGAGAAGGUCUCCGGCUCUCAGAUAGUCGACAUCGAUAAGAGGAAGUACCUGGUGCCUUCGGACAUCACCGUGGCCCAGUUUAUGUGGAUCAUCAGGAAACGCAUCCAGCUGCCUUCGGAGAAAGCCAUCUUCCUCUUCGUAGACAAAACAGUCCCCCAGUCCAGUCUGACGAUGGGCCAGCUGUACGACAAGGAGAAGGACGAGGACGGCUUUCUGUACGUGGCGUACAGCGGAGAAAACACGUUUGGUUAACGCCUCACCGAGCAUCCAGCCUUCUCCCUCACACACACACACACACACACCCCAACACGGAGGGGGGCCUGACAGCAACACGGGCCUUCACUUGUGUAACGCCCACACACACUUCAGUUUUUGAUACUGAAAUAUAUAAAUUUAUUGGGUUAAACAAAAACAAAAUGCUCCAUUGUUUUGGGUCUGGUUUGGAUGAUUAGACACAGAAAAUACUCGACUGUUAAGGACAGAAAAGUCUGAAACACUGCCGUUAAAUCCAAUACACACAUCACAGACGCACUUGAAUGAGACUAAAAGAGGAAAAAUAGUAUAUAAAACCAGGAAAACAACCUCCAUCCUCCCUCCCAUGUUUUCUUUGUUUCUGUUCUUUGUGUUCAUCCAAAGCAAGAAAGAAACUGUGAUCUUUAAAGCUCAAGCUCGGCUCUUUAGACUCAAGUGGCUUGAUGGCUGGUGAGUCCAGAACACGGUGGAGUGAAACAGGUGUCAGUGCUCCCUCAGUUUGGCUGGUUUAUAUUUGCACAUUGUGAUUGCUGAUUCAGGAUCCAGAGCGCAUGAGGAUUUAAACUUUACUUGAAGCUAACUGUGCUGAACUGUGAUAUUUAUCUGCCGGCAGGAAGAAAGCAUAUUAUUCUGCAGAAUCUCAGUAAUUUAAGACACGGCAGAAAAGCGAAGAAACAGUAAUAAUGAUAAAUGCUACUUUUAUUCUUGCUACAUACAAGCAAAGAGAGGGCGAGGUUAGCUACUGUUCCCUUCUGAUUCGUUUUUGGAUCUUUGUGCACCAUUAGAUUAUGAAUCCAUCAUUUAUUUGGAAGAAUUUUAAUGAAGUGUCUCAGAAUAUGUAGGAUAAAAAAUGGAAGACUCAGAUUUGCUUUCAAUUUUCUUUUGUUAAACAUUAGUUUUAUUUAGUUUUUUUUUUUUUUUUUGCAUGCAUCAGUCUGACAAAAGUUUGUUUUUCGCAGCUAGUAUUUGUUGAGCACUUUAAAUUAUUAUAGGUACAUUCAUUCUAAUAACAAAGUUUACUUUUUCUUUGUGGCGCUCAAGUUUUAAAGGUGUGACAUUGUAGAACAUCUGGAUGUGAAAAUCAAGAAGUUUGAUGAAAACCUCUGUUUGCUGGCUGCGUCUUUUCUGUGAAAACUAAAACUGUUGGUCAGGAGUUUAAAAGAACUCAUUACCAGCAUGAUUAUCAAACUAAUGUUGUGAAUUUAAUGCUUUUUUUCAUGAUGUACAUCUCUAAUAAUUUUUUAAAAAGGUGGAAAAUUUGACUUUUUAAGCGUUUUUCCUCAUUAGGUCAGAAUUAUUGGUGCAGGUUCAAUCAUUUAUUUAUUUCUCAUAAGAAAGAUUGAAAAUGUAUUUUGUUUGCCAGCCAUGAUCAUUAAAGCAACAGAAAUAAACAUUUAAAAUGUAUCACUAAAUGGCAGUAGAUUUUUUUUGUUGUUGGAUAUUUUAAUUAAUUAAAACAGAUCACUAACUAGGCACCAGCAAAGUUAAUUGGCUUUACAUUUACCUUGUUAUUGUUUGACACUAUAAAAUGAUCUCUGGGUACCGAUAACUGCAACCCAAGAACCACCAGCGGUACCGUUGUGGUCACAGCUUGAAGCCUGAUACGAUUCUGUAGUAGACAUAUUAAAAAAGGAACCGCUCUGAACCGGAUGAGAAAAGGACAUUUUGAAGCAGAAGAAAACAAAUUUGUGACCUAAAAUCUAAAACUGAUGAGAAAAGGUUCAAACAAGCAUCUUCUGGCCAUGAAUUGUUAUUCAGAGACACAAGAGAAAUGCUCUGAUUUUUGAUUAUCGAGGGGGAAAUUGAAGCCAUACUAAACAGCUUGCAUGCAGUUCUUCUUUUUUUUACACUUUCUCCUAGUAUUUCUACACUUCUUUUUGUGCCAUUUUAGAAAUCUGCUUGGCAAGAAGCACCCAAAGAGCAGCAGAAGAGAGAUUCUGGGAUAUUUUAAUGGGACGUGUGCAUCAUUAAAAAAAUGGGAUUUGUCACAACACGUUGCCGAUUUCUUUUUAUAAUUUACAGCAGAAAUCACCAAUCACGCAGUAACGGAGAAAUAGUUUUUAAUGAUCUUGCUCACAUGAAGCAUAGAGAUAUGAUUUCUCUGGUUAAUUUACCUCUCUUCUCUCAGAUGAAGCUAGCUGACAUUUUAACAGCUGUAGUUUGUUUUGGUGCUGAGAAAUCAUAGCUGAGCUUCACAAAGAUGAGACCGCCCUUUAAAAAUACUGAAGGAAGGAGGAGUCCAUUGUUCUUCCAUCGUCAUCAGAUACAUGUUACAGAUGUGAAGGGAUUUUCCAUAUUUGUAAAAUGUAUGUAGCCAAAUGAAGUGAUCAAUAAAAAUAACAAGCUGA
This is a messenger RNA of Xiphophorus hellerii (green swordtail), 2880 nucleotides long. RefSeq names its product GABA(A) receptor-associated protein like 2 (gene gabarapl2). The transcript is spliced from 4 exons. The record is from RefSeq and is a predicted model, not a curated record. The coding region runs from base 11 to 532 and encodes 173 amino acids. Lineage: Eukaryota; Metazoa; Chordata; Actinopteri; Cyprinodontiformes; Poeciliidae.